UUGAGGGCGCACUCUCCCGCUUCACGUGCUACAUGUGCUAUGCAUGUUGUUGCAUGCAUGUGCACUGUAUGUGAAUUUUUAUAUCGAAUGAUCGAUGAGUUCAAGACGAAAAAAACCUUUAUUUUAUUUCCCGCAAUCCUACUACUGAGCAAUUUGAUCGCUCGUCGAUCAUCUGCUUUGUUCGCUACAACAUGUUGAGUGUUAUAACCCAUCUGAACUCGUUGAAGUUCAUGGCUCCGGCCGUCGUCAUGAUGGGCUCGGCGCCGCCAUAUUUCGUGUUGUUCAGUGGCUGGCGGAUCGUGUCGUGUGUCCUGCCGGAGCGGUGGCACCGGGCGGUCGAUGAUUGUAUCUGGGGGACGUAUCAGCGACUGGUCGAGUUCUUCUUUGAGAGCUACACAGGCACAGAAGUAGUACUGUAUGGUGAUGUGAACACACUGGAUCAGCCGGAGAGUGUGAUUUACAUGUGCAACCAUCAGACGACCAUGGACUGGGUAGUGGCUAACAUGAUAGCCAUCCGUGGCGGUAUGCUGGGACAUAUGCGCUUUAUCCUGAAGGACGGACUGAAAUACAUGCCGCUGUAUGGCUGGGUCUUUGGCCAACAUGGUGGCGUCUAUGUCAAGCGUGCCAAGAAGUUUGACGAGAAGAACGCCGCGCGAUUCCACAAGAAACUAGACGUCUUACGCAAGAAAGACAUUCCAACAUGGAUGGUGAUAUUCCCAGAGGGCACGCGCUACAAUCCAUACAAUCUGGAACUCAUCAAAGCUAGCCAAGCGUUUGCUUUCAAAAAUGGUCUAGCUGUAACGAAUCACGUGCUGUCGCCGAAAAUCAAGGCAGUCAACAUGUGUGUGCAGGGAUUGAGGGGACACACCAGCGCCGUGUACGAUGUCACCAUCGCGUACUCCAACACCGGGGAAGAAUGCAGUUGGAUGGAAACAGUGGAGAGAAGACCGGCACCGGGAAUGCCAGAAUUUCUGCAGUCUCGAUGUCCUCGUAUUCAUGUUCACAUCCGCCGUAUUCCGUUGGAGACAGUUCCGGAAGAUGAGGAGUCCUGCCAUCGAUGGCUGCACGAACUCUUCGAGGAGAAAGACAAUAUGCUGUCAGACUUCUACUCCGACGACCCCGAGAAGCGAGGUCACCUGGAGGGCAAAGGUCAUAGCACCCACCUGAGCCUGGCGUCCACCCUGCCCGCCUUGGCGUUCACCUGUGCCGUCAUGGCACCGCUGGUUGGGACCAGCUACGGGCGACAGCUGUACUGGAAGAUAUGGCUGUUUGGGUCGUUAGCGGGAAUCACAUGGAUGAAACUGUUUACCUGAGCAGCUGUUUUAGACUUUAUCAGAAACUAAUUCCACAGUUGUCUUCUUUAAUAUCAGUUUCAGACUGAUCUAAAGCCCGGCGUACGAGUUCCCGAUUUUACCAGUUUUCCGGAUCACCCCAUCACCAGUACUUUUUUUUUUAACUGUUGUGGUUAGCCCGCAACGGUACCUACGCAAAUGCCCUGUUCCGUCCUGUAAUCGGUCACAUGAUGAUCAGUCACAUGAUGAUCAGUCACAUGAUGACCAGUCACAUGAUGACAACCAUGUGUCUUCCUUCGUUAAUCCAAUUAGUUAACAUAAAUAUUGCGUCCAGUGAAAUCGGAUCUGGCGAAAUCGGAUGCAACAAAAAUCAAACAUGCUGUCAUGUCCGUGCAACUAGGUCGUAUCUCCUAACAUGGGCCGUACAUGAAAUGCGAGUUUCAGAAUUUCAAAAGGUCGUAUCUCACUUAAAAUAACCCGUCUGGAUGUACACACAAAGUCAAUGGACGUCGAGACACGACCUUGUUGCACGGAGCAUUUUCGC
Patiria miniata (bat star) is the source of this 1836-nucleotide messenger RNA. RefSeq names its product 1-acyl-sn-glycerol-3-phosphate acyltransferase epsilon-like (gene agpat5). Lineage: Eukaryota; Metazoa; Echinodermata; Asteroidea; Valvatida; Asterinidae. The record is from RefSeq and is a predicted model, not a curated record. Gene Ontology annotation, molecular function: acyltransferase activity. Gene Ontology annotation, cellular component: endomembrane system; mitochondrion. The transcript has 7 exons. The coding region runs from base 192 to 1313 and encodes 373 amino acids.